Molecule: messenger RNA, 2577 nt
Organism: Chrysochloris asiatica (Cape golden mole)
Lineage: Eukaryota; Metazoa; Chordata; Mammalia; Afrosoricida; Chrysochloridae
Gene: TPCN1
Product: two pore segment channel 1
Exons: 27
Coding region: 118-2577 (819 amino acids)
Biological process (GO): transmembrane transport; monoatomic ion transport
Cellular component (GO): endosome membrane; lysosomal membrane
Molecular function (GO): voltage-gated channel activity; monoatomic ion channel activity
Source: RefSeq, a predicted model, not a curated record
GCGAAUGGAGGAGUUUCUGGAAAGCACCUCGGGGAUAGCAACUUUGAAAGGGACGUCAAGCCAGAGACUACUUCCAGUCUUGGCCAUCGCAUCCUGAGGGCUGCAGUCAAGGGGACCAUGGCGGUGAGCUUGGAUGAUGACGUGCCCCUGAUCCUGACCUUGGACGAGGGCGGUGGUGCCCCUCUGGCACCCUCCAACGGACUGGCCCAGGAGGAACUGCCUAGCAAAAAUGGGGGCCACUAUGCUAUCAGCGACUCCCGGGACCCCAGCUUGAGCUCCGGGGGUGACAGUCCCCCCUCCAGCCCCACCAGCCACAAUUGGGAGAUGAAUUACCAAGAGGCAGCCAUCUACCUCCAGGAAGGCGAGAAUAAUGAUAAGUUCUUCACCCACCCCAAGAACGCCAAAGCGCUGGCAGCCUACCUCUUUGCACACAACCACCUCUUCUACCUGAUGGAGCUGUCCACGGCCUUGCUCUUGCUGCUACUGUCCCUGUGUGAGGCCCCCGCCGUCCCUGCGCUCCGGCUGGGCAUUUACGUCCAUGCCACCCUGGAGCUGCUCGCCCUGAUGGUGGUGGUGUUUGAACUCUGCAUGAAGUUGCGUUGGCUGGGCCUCCAUACCUUCAUCCGGCACAAACGGACCAUGGUCAAGACCUCCGUACUGGUGGUCCAGUUCAUCGAAGCCAUUGUGGUGUUGGUGCGGCAGACGUCUCACAUGCGAGUGACCCGGGCCCUGCGAUGCAUUUUCCUGGUGGACUGUCGGUACUGCGGCGGUGUCCGGCGGAACCUGCGGCAGAUCUUCCAGUCCCUGCCGCCCUUCAUGGACAUCCUACUGCUUCUGCUCUUCUUCAUGAUCAUCUUCGCCAUCCUCGGUUUCUACUUGUUCUCCCCUAAUCCUUCGGACCCCUAUUUCAACACCCUGGAGAACAGCAUCGUUAGCCUGUUUGUCCUUCUGACCACAGCCAAUUUCCCAGAUGUGAUGAUGCCCUCGUACUCGCGGAACCCCUGGUCCUGUGUCUUCUUCAUCGUGUACCUCUCCAUCGAGCUGUACUUCAUCAUGAACCUGCUUCUGGCCGUGGUGUUCGACACUUUCAAUGACAUCGAGAAGCGCAAAUUCAAGUCUUUGCUGCUGCAUAAACGAACUGCCAUCCAGCAUGCCUACCGCCUGCUCAUCAGCCAGCGGAGACCCGCCGGCAUCUCCUACAGGCACUUUGAGGGCCUGAUGCGGUUCUACAAGCCCCGGAUGAGUACUCGGGAACGCUACCUAACUUUUAAGGCUCUGAACCAGAGCAGUACACCACUACUCAGCCUCAAGGACUUUUAUGACAUCUACGAGGUCGCCGCCUUGAAGUGGAAGGCAAAGAAAAACCGAGAACACUGGUUUGAUGAGCUGCCCAGAACGGCCUUCCUCAUCUUUAAAGGAAUUAAUAUCCUUGUGAAGUCCAAGGCCUUCCGGUAUUUCAUGUACUUGGUGGUGGCUGUGAAUGGGAUCUGGAUCCUGGUGGAAACUUUCAUGCUGAAAGAUGGGAAUUUCUUCUCCAAACACGUGCCCUGGAGUUACCUCGUCUUUCUCACGAUCUACGCAGUGGAGUUAUUCCUGAAAGUUGCUGGCUUGGGCCCCAUUGAGUAUCUGUCUUCAGGAUGGAACCUGUUUGACUUCUCAGUCACUGCAUUCGCUUUCCUGGGACUGCUGGCCCUGGCCUUCAACAUGGAGCCGUUCUAUUUCAUAGUGGUCCUGCGUCCCCUCCAGCUGCUGAGGCUAUUUAAACUGAAGAAGCGUUACCGCAAUGUGCUGGACACCAUGUUUGAGCUUCUGCCACGGAUGGCCAGCCUGGGCCUCACCCUGCUCAUCUUCUACUACUCCUUCGCCAUCGUGGGCAUGGAAUUCUUCUAUGGGAUCCUCUACCCCAACUGCUGCAAUGUGAGCACUGUUGCGGAUGCCUACCGCUGGGUCAACCACACCGUGGGCAACAAGACCAUGGUGGAGGAAGGCUACUAUUAUCUCAAUAACUUCGACAAUGUCCUCAACAGCUUCGUGACCUUGUUUGAGCUCACAGUUGUCAACAACUGGUACAUCAUCAUGGAAGGUGUCACCUCUCAGACUUCCCACUGGAGCCGUCUCUACUUCAUGAUCUUCUACAUCGUGACUAUGGUGGUGAUGACGAUCAUCGUUGCCUUCAUCCUCGAGGCCUUUGUCUUCCGAAUGAACUACAGCCGCAAGAACCAGGACUCGGAAGUGGACAGUGGCAUCACUCUGGAGAAGGAACUAUCGAGGGAAGAGCUUCUUGCCAUCCUUCAGCUCCGCCGGGAGGCGCGAGGAUCCGCUUUGGACACUGCCCAGCUGCUCAAGACCCUCUCCCAGAUGGACAGGCACGAGCAAAAUUCUGUGGUUUUCCUGGGACGGAGAUCCAGGACCAAGAGUGAUCUGAGCUUGAAGAUGUACCAAGAGGAGAUCCAGGAGUGGUACGCGGAGCACGCCCGGAAGCAAGAGGAGCAGCAGCGACAGCUUGGUAGCAGCGGUGGAAUCCCCGGCCCCCAGCAGCCCCCAGGCAGCCGCCAGCGGUCCCAGACCAUCAGCUAG